Adineta steineri is the source of this 2448-nucleotide messenger RNA. NCBI's taxonomy places the organism in Eukaryota, Metazoa, Rotifera, Eurotatoria, Adinetida, Adinetidae. The record is from the annotation of a GenBank genome assembly.
AUGGCUGCACAGAAAUCACAGGAAAAUUCUAGCUCAACCUUCAGGUUAGGCGCAUCUAAUACAACUGCUGCAACAACAGCGCCAACAACAUGUCAGAAUAUGGCUCAAAACUAUCUGUUAGUUUGGGCAGAUGCAAGUAUCGAUGAAACCAACAAGGACUGUCAAAAUACGUUGACACAGUUACGAGCUGUGGUCAACGAUAUUACUAUGUGCACUCAACCCAACGAAUGUAUCGAAUUUUUCGAUAAACUCAAGGACGAAACAAGUUUCCUCAUCACAUCGGGGUCCUUAGGGCAACAUUUAGUUCCUGAAAUUCAUGGCAUGCCAAAAUUAGAUGCCAUUUACAUAUUUUGUGACAAUAUAUCUUAUCAUCAACAAUGGACUGAGAAUUGGAAAAAGAUCAAGGGUAUUUAUAACAAUAUCAAGGACAUCUGUGACGCUUUAAAGGGAGGUGUCAAACAAGUCAAUCAAGAUUCAAUUUCUGUUAGCUUUGUCGCAGCGAAUGACGAUGUAUCCGCUGAAAACCUGAACCAAUUGGAACCCAGUUAUAUGUACACACAAAUAUUCAAGGAAAUUCUCCUUGGAAUGGAGCAUGACCACAAACAAGCGAUCAAUACCUUAACCAUGUACUGGAGUAAUCUGUAUUCGAACAACAUGAUUCAACUGAAUAUUAUUGAUGAAUUUAAACGUAAUUAUCAUCCAGAAAAGGCAAUUUUGUGGUAUACACGUGAGUACUUUACCUAUCAAAUGCUCAAUCAAGCACUUCGAACAUUAGAUGCCAAUAUAAUUAUUAACAUGGGAUUUUUUAUUCGUGAUCUUCAUCAACAAAUUAAUCAACUAUAUGAGCAACAACUUCCAAACUAUCAGGAUAAGCCUUUUGUAGUUUACCGAGGACAAGGUUUGAAAAAAACUGAUUUCGACAAACUCAAAAACACAAACGGUGGUCUCAUGUCUUUUAACAACUUUUUAUCCACCAGCAAUGAUCGAGGUAUUUCCUUCAUGUACGCCGACAGUGCUUCAGGACAUGCUGACAUGGUGGGAAUACUUUUUACGAUGACCAUUGAUCCUCGUGUUUCAUCAACACCAUUUGCCUCUGUUAAGCAGUUUAGCCGUUUCGAGGAAGAAGACGAAAUACUCUUCUCCAUGCACGCCGUGUUCCGAAUAGGUGCAAUUAAACAAAUGGGCAAUAAUGAUCAACUUUAUCAGGUGGAACUUCAACUAACUGCUGAUGAUGACGAACAACUUCACCGACUUACUGAAUGUAUAAGCAAAGAGGUUAUGAGUGCCACAGGAUGGAAACGAUUAAGUGUAUUAUUAGUCAAAACAGGUCAUUUCGAUAAGGCUGAGGAACUAUACAAAGUACUACUUGAACAACCAUCGAGUGAGAGUGAUAAAGCACUAUAUUAUAACAAUCUUGGAUGUAUCAAAAAUGAUCAAGGUGAUUAUAAACAGGCUAUUGAGUACUACGAAAAAGCACUUGGAGUUUGUGAAAAAACUCUUCCUGCAAAUCUUCGCUCGUUGGCUACUUCGUACAGCAACAUGGGUGGUGUGUAUGGUUAUAUCGGAGAGUACUCGAAAGCACUUUCGUUUUACGAAAAAGCACUGGAAAUUCGAGAAAAAAUCCUCCCUGCAAAUCAUCCUGAGUCAGGUGCUUUCCACAAUAACAUUGGUUUGGUGUAUUAUAACAUGGGAGAGUACUUGAAAGCACUUUCAUUUUACGAAAAAGCACUUGGAAUCUACAAGGAAAAUCUUCCUGAAAAUCAUCCCGCGUUGUCUAGUUCCUACAACAACAUUGGUAGUGUAUAUGAUAACGUGGGAGAGUACUCGAAAGCACUCUCAUUUUACGAAAAAGCACUUGGAAUUCGAGAAAAAACUCUUCCUGCAAAUCACCCUGACUUGGCUACUUCUUACAAUAACAUUGGCAGUGUGUAUAAUAACGUAGGAGAGUACUCAGAAGCACUUUUGUUUUACGAAAAAGCACUUGAAAUCUAUCAAAAAACUUUUCCCUCAGAUCAUCCUUUGGUGGCUAGUUCCUACAACAACAUUGGUAAUGUGCAUGUUCACAUGGGAGAGUACUCGCAAGCACUUUCAUUUUACGAAAAAGUACUUGGAAUUCAAGAAAAAACUCUUCCUACAAAUCAUCCCAAGUUAGCUACUUCCUACAACAACAUUGGUCAUACAUAUGAUAAGAUCGGAGAGUACUCGAAAUCACUUACAUUUCACGAAAAGGCACUUGGAAUUCGAGAAAAAAUUCUUCCUUCAAAUCAUCCUGAUUUCUCGCAGUCAUAUACUAACCUCGGUGGUCUACAUUAUCACAUGAAAGAAUAUUCAAAAGCACUCUUAUAUUUUGAACGCGCUUUGGAAAUUGAACAACGUUCAUUGCCUGCUAAUCACUCCGAUAUAGAAAAGGUGAAAAAGAGUAUUGAAAUUGUAAAAAAGAAAUUCUAA